AUGCGUCCCAUAUCCCUAGCCCUCGCCGUCCUCACGGCAACAACCCCCGUCUCAGCCCUCAACCUCCUCCCACGCACCUGUCCCGCAGUCUGGACCGACGUCGCCGCCUCGUUCGAAAAACAACUAACCAGCUGCGGCAAAUUCGCCCACACCCUCAUCCGCCUCGCCUUCCACGACUGCAACUCCGGCUGCGACGGCAGCAUAAUUCUCACCGGUGAAUGCUCAUCCACUCAAAACCGCGGCUUAAAUGACACGUGCAACACCCUCCGCAGCAUGCGCACCCAAUUCAACGUCGGCGCAGCCGAUAUCAUCCAAUUCGGCGCCGCCCUCGCCAUCGCCGCCUGUCCGCUAGGCCCCCACGUGCAAGCCUUCGUGGGCCGCCCCGACAGCGCUACAGCCGCGCCCGUGGGAUCCCUCCCGCACAGCAGCGAUUCCCCCGAGAAGCUAAUUGCGGACUUCCGCGCCAUAGGUAUCUCAGCGCAGGAAAUGAUUGCGCUCUUAGGCACGCAUAGUGUGGCGGUGCAGCUGUUUGAUGAUCCGAAGCAGGCUGGGAAGGGGCUUGAUAGCACGCCCUCGACGUAUGAUACCUUGUAUUAUAAUCAGACCAAGUUUCGGACGGCUCCGUAUACGCUUCAGAGUGAUUUUGAGCUCGCGCAUUAUAAUGAGACUGCAGAUAUUUGGGACUCAUUCAUCAACUCUGCGGACUUGUGGAAUCAAGUUUUCGUCCCGGCGUGGUUUAAGAUGUCAACUGUGGGUGUAGACACGAGUAAUUUGCAGGAUUGCUCGGAUCUUGUUCCGGCUAGUAAGACGAAACGUGGUAGGAGCGUGGAUGGGGUGGCGAAGAAGUUUAGGGGGUGA
This is a messenger RNA of Bipolaris sorokiniana ND90Pr, 858 nucleotides long. RefSeq lists its product as uncharacterized. The transcript has 2 exons. Gene Ontology annotation, biological process: response to oxidative stress. Bases 1 to 858 code for a protein of 285 amino acids. NCBI's taxonomy places the organism in Eukaryota, Fungi, Ascomycota, Dothideomycetes, Pleosporales, Pleosporaceae. Gene Ontology annotation, molecular function: heme binding; peroxidase activity. The record is from RefSeq and is a predicted model, not a curated record.